GGUCCUUCUGACAAGGCCACAGUAUUAAUUUACCCUGUCCUUAGCUAACGACAGCGCAGGGCUGACAACUCGUUAACAGCUAAGUGUUGUGUCAUUUGAAUAAUAAGAGUCUAUAAAUAGAAUAUUUCACUUGGAUGCGUUAAUGUUGGAAUUAAAGUUUAUUAAGUACAAACGAUUCGAUUUUGACGCAAAACAGAUUAGUUAAAAGCCAGUUAGCUAAUUAGCAAGACCUGGCUAACAGUUAGCAAGUUACAUACUGACUCACAGUUGUCUUGCUAUCUUGUCUGUACUGUUAGAAAUAACUCGGUGUGGUUGCUUGGUAGAAAAUAGGCUCACACCGGCAAGAUUUUAAAUGUUUUAAUAAAAUGGGUUAGAAAAUCACCGUUUCGCUGCAUGGAAACGAGGGUCUGUCCUAUUCAACUAGAUAACACAUUUUAGCUGGCCAAAAAGCUAUCAACACUUAGCUAACGCUAGCUAGCGAGAUCCCUUUCUCGUUAGUGAACCGACCGAGGUGUCAGCUUAAUUAGCUAGCAGUUCUGCUUGUAGCCCUGUACAUUGCGCUGACUAAUGUCGCAAGGUUAUACGUUAUACAUUUGUAUUCCUUAUUGGCUGACCAAAAUAGGUCAAGGGUAGGUUCAACAAGCUAACUGUUAGCUACCUGGACCUGGCACAUACUCCAAAGAACGUCUCCAUGGUGUUACGUAGACUCUUGAGGAAGCGUUGGGUUUUAGGGGUUGUUUUUGGAUUGUCCCUAAUCUACUUUCUCACCAGUACAUUAAAGCGGGAGGAGCGAACCAUUGGAGACCGGACCCUCUUGGAAUUGAGGGACUCCGACCACCACAUUCCAUGGAAGGUCCGAUUCAACCUGGGAAAUAGCAGCAGACAGAUAACACAAUGCAGGAAUUCUAUACAGGGCAAAGUCCUACUCACAGACGAAUUAGGUUAUGUAUGUGAGCGAAAGGACAUGCUGGUGAAUGGCUGCUGCAAUGUAAAUGCACCAAGUUCCCGCCAGUACAUCUGCAAAACCUGCCUGGCCAAUGGAUGCUGCAACAUCUAUGAAUACUGUGUGUCUUGUUGUCUUCAACCUGACAAGCAACCUCUUCUGGAGCGCUUCCUCAACCGGGCUGCAGAAGGAUUUCAGAACCUCUUUACUGCAGUGGAAGAUCAUUUUGAGCUUUGCCUUGCCAAGUGCAGGACUUCUUCCCAAAGCGUUCAGCAUGAAAACACAUACAGGAAUCCACAGGCAAAAUACUGCUAUGGAGAAAGUCCACCAGAGCUGUUACCGAUAUGACAGACGUUGCCUCUCUGCGUGAGGCUUUCAAAAAUCCAACGGAAUAAUGAAGUUCAGAGAUCCACACUGGCUAUAAACUUCAUACACCAGUAAAGACUUUUGACACUCUACAAGGCCUGUGCCUCUAGUGUCAGUCAUCCUGAGACUGGACCAAUCAUUGAACCACACCCUUCCAUCUGCAGUAGGCUGGUGGGGUGGGGUUGGGCUGGGGAAGUUGAAAAUCAUGUCUGAAAGUGUACACUUCAUAAGUGCAUAGGCUGCUGUCUUACCUCAUUGAAGAUGACCCUCAUGUUUCGUUUCUGCCCAUGUAGCAACUGGCCCUGGGAACUUGGCCCAAAUCGGGCCCAGAUAUGCUAGGUCUGGGCCCGAUUAGAGACAGAUGCAUCCCAGUCAGUGGCUACAUGGGUUGCAUUGUUAUGUUUCGUCCGUGUUUUUCACCUCAUUUCAGGAGUGAUGCUUUCUUUUCUGUCAUACUCAUGAAACCAUUAUCAACAAAUACGUUUGUUAUUGCCCUAUGGGAGAGUAUUGCAAACUACAAAAAGAAAGGCCAUAUGUAACACAUACAUUAACUACUACAAUAUUUCGUUUUUUUAUUUAAUAAAAGAACUGUGACUGAACCAUA
This is a messenger RNA of Clupea harengus (Atlantic herring), 1913 nucleotides long. It is a transcript of the gene spring1, whose product is annotated as SREBF pathway regulator in golgi 1. The record is from RefSeq and is a predicted model, not a curated record. NCBI's taxonomy places the organism in Eukaryota, Metazoa, Chordata, Actinopteri, Clupeiformes, Clupeidae. Gene Ontology annotation, biological process: positive regulation of SREBP signaling pathway.